Molecule: messenger RNA, 705 nt
Organism: Nicotiana tabacum (common tobacco)
Lineage: Eukaryota; Viridiplantae; Streptophyta; Magnoliopsida; Solanales; Solanaceae
Source: RefSeq, a predicted model, not a curated record
AUGCCAUAUGAAUUACUGAACAGAAGGAAGCCCAAGCUAACACAUUUAAGAACAUUUGGUUGUAAAUUUUUUGUCCUCAACAAUGGCAAGGAAGCACUUAGAAAGUUCGAUGCCAAAAGCGAUGAAGGAAUCUUUCUGGGCUAUUCAUCACAAAGCAAAGCCUACAAAGUAUACAAAAAAAGAACUCAAUGUGUUGAGAAAAGCAUACAUAUGAUCUUCAAUGAAUCUCAUCACCCAUGUGAAAAGGAUUUUAAUGAUAAAAAUGAUCAAGACAGAGAACAGUCAAUUGUCCCUGGUGAAGUCAGUGACAUGGCAAAUGGAAAGGUAGAUAUGAUGAGCCAUGUUGAGAAAUCAAAUGAGGAUGGUGAAACCAUAUCUCCAAUUAAUGAAGAGGAACUUGGUCCCUUAAUCACAACAAUUGAAGCUAAGAACAGAGUUGUCGAUGUUGUCCAAGGCACGCCACAUGCUGAGAUAAGAAGAAGCCAAGCAAUGCCUAAGAAGGCUACAACCGCCCAGGAGGGCAAGUCUAUGGCUGAUGAGACUACAAGUCGAGCACCACGAGUUACCAGGGCUCGUGGAAAGUUGCAUAGUGAGACUCCAUCUCAAACUUCACAUACCAUGCCCUCUCCAGAGGAAAUCCGAGGGGCACCAGCUCCAGUACCCGCUCUAGUAACCCCAGCUCCUAAGCCAGAUGCACCGGGUUAG